Messenger RNA from Scophthalmus maximus (turbot), 1092 nucleotides. RefSeq names its product dickkopf-related protein 3-like. The transcript has 4 exons. Gene Ontology annotation, biological process: multicellular organism development; negative regulation of canonical Wnt signaling pathway. Gene Ontology annotation, cellular component: extracellular region. The coding region runs from base 226 to 816 and encodes 196 amino acids. Gene Ontology annotation, molecular function: receptor antagonist activity; co-receptor binding. The record is from RefSeq and is a predicted model, not a curated record. Lineage: Eukaryota; Metazoa; Chordata; Actinopteri; Pleuronectiformes; Scophthalmidae.
UUGACCCAUAAAAGUCAAGCUGGAAGGGGAGGCAGCCACUACCACUGCAUGGAUCGCCUCAGUUCACUCUCCACACAUUCACUGGGAGUUGUAAAGUUUUGCAUUUUGUUUUGGAGUUGAGUCAGAGACAAGUGACUCAUUUUUUCCCCCCUUUCUCUUGAGUUUAUUCUUUUUGAUUUUUCUUGCUCUUAUUUUGUUUUUUGUGCGGCGGCGGCGGCGGUGGAAAUGUUGGGGAAUCUGAGGAUGCUCUGUCUGUGUCUGUGCUUCUCCUGGGCCGAAGCUCGCAUCUGGGCCUGGAUGCUCAACAUGCCUCACAGCCCGCCCAAAGACGGAGCGAAGGCUCUCAGAGAAAGCGCCCACGUCUCCAAGGCAACCACGGCGGUGUGCGACCACGACAGGAACUGUGGGCGGGGUUCCUCCUGCGAUCGCCACUUCGGCCUGUGCGUCCCGCUGCGAGGCGAGGGCCACUACUGUCGGAGGGACGCCCAGUGCGUCCGCGGCCUCAGCUGCAUGUUCGGGAAGUGUCACCGCAGCAUCCCCAAUGGACAAGAGGGUGCCAGAUGCAAAGUGGACCGGGAUUGUGGCGCGUCCAUGUGCUGCGCCCGACACCACGGCGAGCAGGUGUGCAAGAGACGCCUGGUGGGCGGCGAGAGCUGCUUCGUGCCCGACGGCGGCCUGGCGUUCAGCAUCAACCAGAUCUGUCCCUGCGACGAGGGGCUGCUGUGUCGCGAGAGCAGCGCGCCGCACAGGAGAGAGAGGGAUUUCACUUAUCAGCCAGAACGAACAAGUUGGACCUGUCAAGUGCCCAAACCCUGAUCCGGGCCUACAAUACUGAAGUUAUUUAUUAUGUAAAUAUGUUGUAUAUUACUGUAUAAAAAGAAAUGUAUAUGUGUCCAAAUGUGUUCUUAUAGCAAGGAUGUAUUUUCUUUGUUGUCUUAUUUCAUUCUGUAAAUUUUGACCAAAGCACUACCGUAGCUGAGCUCAACAAAGAGAGUCUUCUAGAGUAUCUUCCUAGAUAUUUGCAUAUCUAUUAAUGUUUAUCUCUUUCACUCUGAAGAAUAAAAAGAUCCUUUUUUUGCCAAAAGCAAUGAU